Molecule: messenger RNA, 972 nt
Organism: Strongyloides ratti
Lineage: Eukaryota; Metazoa; Nematoda; Chromadorea; Rhabditida; Strongyloididae
Product: Sulfurtransferase
Exons: 3
Coding region: 1-972 (323 amino acids)
Biological process (GO): transsulfuration
Cellular component (GO): mitochondrion
Molecular function (GO): thiosulfate-cyanide sulfurtransferase activity
Source: RefSeq, a predicted model, not a curated record
AUGUUAAAAUUUACCAAUUUUAUUUUCUUUACUUUAAAAUCUAAAAAUUUUGUUAGAAAAUUAAGUUUAGAUAGAAUUAUUACACCUGAAACGUUGAAAGAAGUUAUUGAUAAAAAAAUUGAUCAAGUAAAAAUUCUUGAUUGUACUUAUACUUUUGGACCUAAACCAGAUUAUGAAACUUUUAUGAAAUUAAAAUAUGGAAAAUUUGAUAAAUUAAUGAAAGAAUCUUCAGAGAGUAAAGAAAAAUAUCUAGAACAACAUAUACAAUCAUCAAUAUUUUUUGACAUGAAUUGUGCCUUAUAUCCUGGUAAAUAUGAAAGAUUCUCAUUUUAUAAUAAAAAUGAAUUUGAGGAAUACCCAAAAUUAUUAGGUAUCAAUAAAGAUGAUCAUUUGAUUUGUUAUAGCAGAGGUUCUGGUGGUGGAAAUACAUUUGCUGGACGGUGUUUUAGAAUUUUUCAAAUGUAUGGUCAUAAGAAUAUUUCACUUUUAUCAGGUGGUUUUGAUAAAUGGAAAGAUUAUAAAUUUCCAAUUGUCAAUGGUGAAGAAAAAAAAAUUACUAAAGGAGAUUGGUGUGGAAUUGAUAAAAAUGAUAUAAUAAUAACCUUUGAAGAGUUAGAGAAAAAAGAUUCAUAUGGAAAAUGUAUUUUUGAUAAAGUUGGGUCCAGUAUAACAAUGUUAGAUGCUAGGAAUGAAGAAGAAUUUGAAAAUUCUCAUAUAAGAGGAGCAAAUAGUUUUCCAGUCAAUAAAUUAAUCAAUACAGACGGUACAUUAAAAAGCAAAUAUGAAAUAAUGGAAAUUAUAACUAUUAAAAAGAUAAAUAUUUCCAAUCCAAUAAUUACAUAUUGUGUUACUGGAAAUCUAGCAUCAUUGUUAAGUGUUAUUCUUGAGAAUAUUGUUUUAUUACCAAAUAGAACAUAUAAUGGUAGUAUAUAUGAAAUCGAGGCUCGUGACCCUUCAAAACUUACAUCAUAA